Messenger RNA from Myripristis murdjan (pinecone soldierfish), 2342 nucleotides. RefSeq names its product musashi RNA binding protein 1b (gene msi1b). The transcript is spliced from 15 exons. Gene Ontology annotation, biological process: central nervous system development; regulation of translation. Gene Ontology annotation, cellular component: cytoplasm. Lineage: Eukaryota; Metazoa; Chordata; Actinopteri; Holocentriformes; Holocentridae. Bases 171 to 1220 code for a protein of 349 amino acids. The record is from RefSeq and is a predicted model, not a curated record. Gene Ontology annotation, molecular function: mRNA binding.
CCCUCCCAGAGCCUCUCUGCAUCUGGCCCGCUCCCCUCUCUCUCACCCCGGGCCAAACCCGCCCAGCUCCACUCGCUCUCCGCCUGUUUUCCCGCACGGCUCGGCCUGGACAGAGCAUACACACACAUACACAUACACACACACACAUACACACACACCAAGGACACGGAAUGGAGACGGAAGGGAGCCAGAGCAGCCUGUCCACCACGGACUCCCCUCACGACCCCUGCAAAAUGUUCAUAGGUGGACUCAGCUGGCAAACAACACAAGAGGGGUUGAAAGAGUACUUCUGCAAGUAUGGCGAGGUGAAGGAGUGUAUGGUGAUGCGGGAUCCAGUUACUAAGCGCUCGAGAGGCUUUGGAUUCGUCACCUUUGUUGAUCAGGCCGGCGUGGACAAAGUUUUGGCCCAAACCAGGCACGAAUUGGACUCCAAAACAAUCGAUCCAAAGGUUGCGUUCCCUCGUAGAGCUCAGCCCAAGUUAGUGACUCGGACCAAGAAGAUCUUUGUGGGCGGUCUGUCUGUCACCACGACCAUAGAGGAUGUCAAACAGUAUUUUGACCAGUUUGGAAAGGUCGACGAUGCCAUGCUCAUGUUCGACAAGACCACCAACAGGCACAGAGGGUUUGGCUUUGUGACAUUCGAGAAUGAAGAUGUGGUGGAAAAAGUGUGCGAGAUCCAUUUCCACGAGAUCAACAGCAAAAUGGUGGAGUGUAAGAAGGCUCAGCCCAAGGAGGUCAUGUCCCCCACGGGCUCAGCCAGGGGGCGCUCUCGGGUGAUGCCCUACGGAAUGGACGCCUUCAUGCUGGGCAUUGGUAUGCUUGGUUAUCCUGGCUUCCAGACCACCACAUACACCAGUCGGAGCUACGCUGGCAUCACCCCCGGAUAUACCUACCAGUUCCCUGAGUUCCACUUAGAGAGGACCCCCCUUCUGACUUCACCCCACCCCCCUGAGCUCACAGCCAUUCCUCUCACAGCGUACGGACCAAUGGCAGCAGCAGCGGCAGCAGCAGCAGUAGUUAGAGGUUCCACCCCGUCACGCUCAGCUGGAUUCUUAGGCACGAGCAGCCCGGGGCCGAUGGCAGACCUUUAUGGAACAGCCAAUCAGGACUCUGCCGUCAGCAGUUACCUCAGUGCUGCGAGCCCCGCCCCAAGCACUGGAUUCAGCCACAGUUUGGGGGGCCCCUUGAUCGCCACAGCCUUCACUAACGGCUACCACUGAGAGAUGCAGAGCUGGUGACUGAGAGCUGGAAGGAGUUGAAGCUGCUUUGGAGCUGAUCUGGCCUGUCUCUGUUCAGUCCACCUCUCCAGCUCGGGCAGCUGACCCUUGACCCCUUGACCCCGAAGUCAGCGCGAAUCCAGCCAACCCUACUGAUGACUCCACGGAAAAAAAAAAAAAAAAAAAACUAAGCUCCGCUUCCUGUCUGAAAAAUAUAUAUUUUAGCUCACAGGAGCAAAACCUUUGAAAAUGUUUAUGACUACAUGUAGUAGCGACACGUACAGAUGCUGUAUUUUUAGUUGUUUUUUUUUUCCUGUUGUUUAAUUUCACCUUGCUGUUUUUUUUUGUGAUGAUUAUGUUAUUACAUUUUGUGUUUUGGCUGUGUUUCACUGGUUUACUUCACCUCUGGUUAGGACCUGAUUUCACUGAGACGAAGGAGACAAAUCUCCAGGUGAAUCCUGUUUGAAGGUCAGGAGCUGUAAUCUGUUCUGGAUACGUGUAUAUUUGUCACUAGUUCAUACUGAAUUUCAACAGAACAUUUCUGAUUAAUACUAUUUUUUUGUGUCUAAAAGUGUAUAUCUUGGUAGGUUUGUAACAAUAACUUGUUACACUAAUAAUGAUCAUAACGGUCAUUAUUACCAUGAACCUUGUCGCAGUCACACAAUUGAUGUGCUGUAUGACUUUUGUAAAAUAUUGUAAAUACGACUCUGUUUUGAGGGGGGUUGUUCAGCUAAAUUUGGGGUCCGGGAGGUGAGAGGUGUGGGAGAAAUGCUACAAUUGUAUUCUGCAGAUGUCACAUGCAUCGGAAACCUUGACUGUUACAUAUCAUAGUUUUACAUGGAGCAUUUCAGUUUUUCUGUCUGUCAGUGUUAGACCAGCCACAUAUCACUCUCCACAGUGAGGGGGUUUAUGAAUGAUGCGUCAUUUUGAGCCUGUUACCGAGUUCAAGACCGAACCCUUCAGCUGUGACUCCAGCCAGAACCCAGCAGGAGAGUGGGUGGUUCUCCGACGACAACGCUCCACCGUGGGGGAUGUAAGGAUGUGAAAAGGCUCCUUUAUCAGGAGGGAAAAAAAAAACACGCUGUUUUCUUACUUUGUCAUAUUGUUGUUUUGAACUGUGAUUUU